AUGGCUGCCCAUCGUGCGAACGUUCAGGACAUUGACGUUGAGGACAUGGAUGGUGUAAAUACAGACAAGUUAUUCGAAGCACUGGAAGUAGAAUUUGAGGACAUAGUGGAUCAAAAGUCGUCCAACGAUACUGAAUGUCUCAUUCGUUUGGACGAUGGCAAUAUGGAUCACGCAAAGAAAUUUGUCUUCGGAAAUCGAAACUACCUGCAAGAUCCACGCGACGACAAUGUGGGCCAUUUCGAAUGGAUUAAGAACCUGUCGCGCCUCGUGAGCUCGCAACUCAGCAAACAUAAGAAUAAAAAAUUUUUCUGUGAUCGAAAAAUUAAUGAUUGUGCCAUCAGACUGCCGAGCGAGGACGACAAAUGGCUAGAAUUCGACAACCACUGCAAUAAGGAGCGCAUUCCAUUCGUCGUCUACGCCGACCUGGUGUGCGUUCUACAGAAGACGGAGCCCGACAAGGAAGAUGCGUCGUACACAUAUCAGCGGCACAAGGUAUGCAGUGUGGGCUACUACGUGCGUUGCUCAUACGACAACUCGUUGUCAUCGUAUCACUUCCGUCGCGACGAAAACUGUAUAUCAUGGUUCGCGCGAUAA
Molecule: messenger RNA, 594 nt
Organism: Trachymyrmex cornetzi
Lineage: Eukaryota; Metazoa; Arthropoda; Insecta; Hymenoptera; Formicidae
Exons: 3
Coding region: 1-594 (197 amino acids)
Source: RefSeq, a predicted model, not a curated record